This is a messenger RNA of Rhizophagus irregularis DAOM 181602=DAOM 197198, 1533 nucleotides long. RefSeq lists its product as uncharacterized. Gene Ontology annotation, cellular component: nucleolus. Gene Ontology annotation, molecular function: GTP binding. The record is from RefSeq and is a predicted model, not a curated record. NCBI's taxonomy places the organism in Eukaryota, Fungi, Glomeromycota, Glomeromycetes, Glomerales, Glomeraceae.
AGAGAAUGGUUCGCAAGAAGGCCAAAAGUAAGCGCAUGACAUGCGCAAGACGGUAUAAAAAUCAAAAAAAUAUUAAUGAACAUAAAAGGAAAGAAAGGAGAGAAGCAAGAAAGAAUCCUAAAUCUCGUAAACUGAAAAAGGAUCCUGGUAUUCCAAAUCUAUAUCCGUUUAAAGAUCAACUCUUGAAUAAAAUUGAGCAACAGAAAAGAAAACUUGAAGAUGAAAAGCAGCGACAAAAGGAUGCACGAAAUUCCUUAUUCAAUAAGAAUCGUAAAUUAAAUUUUGCAUCACUAUCUGAAGAUGCAUCUAAGCGAGAUGCAGAAUUCGACAAUGAUCAUGUUUCUGAAGAAGAGGGAAUAUCAACAGCUAUAGAUGCGGCCGUCGUUGGACAGAAAGAUAAUUCUCGCAAAGCAUAUUACAAAGAAUUUCGUAAGGUUCUUGAGGCAGCUGAUGUCAUUUUAGAAGUAUUGGACGCUCGUGAUCCUUUAGGUUGCAGAACUAAACAUAUUGAAAAAAUGAUACUAGAGAGUGGAUCUACUAAAAGGGUCAUUUUAGUGUUAAAUAAAAUCGAUCUUGUUCCCAGGGAAAAUAUAAUGCAGUGGCUUAUAUAUCUCCGUAAAGAACUUCCAACAAUUGCUUUUAAGUCCUCUACUCAAUCACAGAGAAAAAAUCUUGGUCAUGUUUCUGCCUCGGUAUCUACUGCAUCAAAUAAAAUGUUACAACACAGCAAUGAGUGUUUGGGUGCUGACAUGCUCAUCAAGCUUCUUAAAAACUACUCUCGAAAUUUAAAUAUAAAAACUUCAAUUACUGUUGGAGUAAUCGGAAUUCCGAACGUUGGAAAAUCUUCUAUUAUUAACUCCUUAAAACGUUCUAAAGUUUGUGAUAUAGGCGCAACUCCAGGUUUAACAAAAUUCGCACAAGAAAUUCAUUUGGACAAGAAUAUUAAAUUGUUAGAUUGUCCUGGAAUUGUAUUCACUCGUGACAAAAAUGCGGAAAUUUUAUUAAGGAAUUGUAUCAAAAUUGAAUUGUUAGAUGAUCUCAUUUCACCUGUUGAAUUGAUUGUUUCACGUUGUAAACCGGAACAACUCAUGAUAAGGUACAAUGUCCCAAUGUUCAGGGAUGUUAACGAAUUCCUUUUACAUCUUGCCCGCCAAAGGGGUAAAUUAAAGCAUGGUGGUAUUCCCGAUAUUGAUUCGGCAGCAAAGAUCGUUUUGCAGGAUUGGAAUUCUGGUAAGAUACCAUAUUAUACUAUUCCACCAGUGAUUGACAAAAAUAAUGCUAUCCUUGAUAGUACUAUUGUUUCAACAUGGAGUAAAGAAUUCAAUUUGAAUGAAACGUGCAAUGAAGUAGAAGAUCAAAAUAUUUUAAGUGGUUCAAAGAGCGAGAGUGAUUUUGACAGGGUAAUGGUAGACUCGGAUGAAAGUAACAAUUAAUUUAUGAAAAUUCUGUUCAAAAUUUAAAUUUUUAAUAAACUAAUAUAUAUAUAUAUAUAUAUAGAGAAAUAAAGUCAGUAAUAAAUAAUUAAUAAGUAGG